Messenger RNA from Bacillus rossius redtenbacheri, 2115 nucleotides. It is a transcript of the gene Zasp66, whose product is annotated as PDZ and LIM domain protein 3. Gene Ontology annotation, cellular component: Z disc; adherens junction; filamentous actin. Lineage: Eukaryota; Metazoa; Arthropoda; Insecta; Phasmatodea; Bacillidae. The transcript has 10 exons. Gene Ontology annotation, biological process: muscle structure development; actin cytoskeleton organization. Gene Ontology annotation, molecular function: actin binding; muscle alpha-actinin binding. The record is from RefSeq and is a predicted model, not a curated record. Bases 224 to 1255 code for a protein of 343 amino acids.
GGGCCGGUGGAGGGGGGCGCUAGGUCGCGGCCCGGAAGACAAAAGAAGGGCGCUCGAGGCGGUAUUUUGGCGCGUCGUCGCAUUUUGCCCCGGGUGGGGGAGGCGGUGGAAGGGGGCGGUCAGUUCGCGUCGAGCCGCAACACCACGUGGUUCGGAACCUGGUCGUCCCAGCCGCGCCCACUCCGCCGGUCGCCCUCAGGAUUCUAGCUCCGGACAGCGCAGCAUGAGCUCAGCCCGCAGCGCCAGGCCGCACAGCCUGUCCGUCUCGCUGCAGCGGGACGGGGUGUCCACGCCGUGGGGCAUCAGGAUCGUGGGCGGCUGCGACCUGGGCGCGCCCAUCGUCGUCACCAAGGUGCAGCUGGGCAGCCCGGCGGACAAGCUGCUGCAGUGCGGCGACGUGGUGAAGAAGAUCAACGACUACGACGCGCGCGACCUGCGUCACGAGGACGUGCACGGGCUGUUCAAGUCUUCCGGCAGCACCAUCAGCCUCAUCGUCGAGAGGGACGCCGGGCGCCGAGACAGCGUCCCAGCGGCGCCCUGGAGCCUGCCGCACUCGGGCGCACCGACCACGACGUCCUUCGACAGGAGGCCGCCGAGCGCCGCCAUGGAUCUCUUCCCCCAGCAGGACGAGAGCUCGGCGCUGCUGAACCAGCCGUACCGCACGACGCCGCUGGUGCUGCCAGGGGCCAAGGUGAAGAAGGACAGUCCGUCGAACACCAUGUCGUACCUGCGUCACCACCCCAACCCGCUGUUCCGCGCCGCACCCCCGCACUACGACUCCACGGCCGAGGUGCUCAUGAAGCAGAAGGUGGCUGACACGGUGUUGCAGAGAGUAGUUGGGGAAGAGACCACUGCAAAGCAGCAAGUGGUACACAAGCAGUUCAACUCGCCCAUCGGACUGUAUUCAGAGCAGAAUAUUGCCGACACCAUCCGCUCACAGACUGGUGUCACGCCGGUAGGAAGAGUGAGAACUGGAACGCUCAACCCAAGAAACCAGGCAAAAGCGAGCCUAAAGAAAGCUGUGAACUAUGACCCCGCCAAGUCGGAGACCUACAAGGCGCUGCAAGAGGCGGAGCUCGGCGACGCCGUGCAAGAGGUCACUGUCCCGGUGCAACACAAGGUGUUCGCGCCGCACAAGCCGGCGCCCAGCAAACCUGCCCCCAUCAAGCUAAGUGCCUUAGGAACUCCUGAAGAAACGAUUCAUCAAAGCGGCAGCUUCAAGCGUCUAAUGUAUGCAGUUUUAGGUGAAUCUUAAAUGUGAUAUAUUUUGUGAGCAAAUAUGGGAAAUCAUGAGAUACCAUCUUUGAUUUGUUUUGGAGAGUAUCCUCUACGUAAUAUAUUGUUACGAAUGCAUGGAUAGGACAUUCUGGCCGUUGUUUGUGUAACCACUAAUGGCAAUACAAGCAUAUAAAUAAUUAGUUCCUUCACUUUAAAAAGUAGCUAUGCUUUGCUUCUUGCACUGUAGAUCACACACAAUUGUCAAAUUUGUUGUUUUGCAUUCAUUUUUGAAUGUUGUGCUUUGUGGAAUGUCCUGUGCUGGCUAAUCUGUAUUCAGUGUACAAUAAUCAUGUAAAUCAGUUAGUACAGCUCUGAUUUGUGAAAGAAAUUAGUCCUUUGCUAUGCGGUUGAAGUUGUAUAAUUGAUUGUUUGGCACACUCCAAUUUCUCUUUGGAUGUUAUUUUAAAUGUAAAAAAAAAAUUAAUAGUUGCUUUAUAAGAAUAUAUUCCUGUGAACUUAAAAAGUAAUUAAAACUAUUUUGUUGGUACAGCUUACAGUUUUUUAUGUAUUAUCAAACUGUCAUCAAAAUCAUGUGCUCUUCUGUACUUCAGUGUUGAGAGAAAUGUUAUAGUUUGGUAUGUUUCGAAGUCCUUAAAAUACCUUGUAAAUUUUCCCCUUUGUAAUACAUGUGUUUGUAAUAAAUUCCUGUAUAUUUUGGUGAUCAGUUUGAUUACAAAUUGGCAUUUGGCAAAAAAAAAUUAAAUAUUAUUUUACAUGGUGUUAUGUCCUAGCCUUAGCCCUUCAUGAGAAUUUAUUCUGCUUCAGUGCUUCUGAUCUUCUAUUGAGUGUUAAGAAUUUUAUUCAAAGCAAUAAAAAAUUAUUUGUUUUUAAAAUAAA